UUCCUUCCACCUCCGGCCGUCGACGAUUGACGAAACCCGGAAAAUACUUUGACUUGCUCGCCGGUCGCCAGCACCAUGUAUGCGCCGCAUUUCUCCUCCUCGUCCUCUUAAGAUCAGUGCGCCAUCUUCUUGCUCAGCCUGCACGGCUGCGCACUUGUUCCCAUGGCUCACUCCAUCCACUAUGGCAGCCUUCUAGUUGCUACCGCUGUGGCCGCGUUGCUCGCUGCCAGCGAGGUGGAUGGCAUCGGGUUGAACCUCCACCACCGCUCCUCGCCGGUGGUCCGGCGGUGGGCGGAGGCGCGAGGGCACGCCCCCGGCACGUGGUGGCCCGAGGCAGCAGCAGAUGGCACGCCGGAGUACUACUCUGCUCUGUUCCGCAACGAUCGUGCUCUCUUCGCCCGCCGGGGACUCGCUGCCAGCAACGGCCAGGGUGAACUGGCCUUCUCCGGCGGCAACGCCACCUUCCAACUUGAAGGAUACUUGCACUACGCGGAGGUAGCGGUGGGCACGCCGAACAUGACGUUCCUGGUGGCGCUCGACACCGGCAGCGACCUCUUCUGGGUGCCCUGCGACUGCGAGCACUGCGGCAACGCCACGGCGCAGGGAGACCAGAAGUACAGCCCGAGCCGGUCGUCGACGAGCAAGACGGUCACGUGCGAGCACGCUCUGUGCGACCGGCCCAAGGCCUGCGCCACGCGCAACAGCAGCUGCCCCUACAACGUCCGGUACGCUUCGGCCAACAGCUCCUCCUCCGGGGUGCUCGUCGAGGACGUUCUCCACCUCUCCCGGGAGAAGCAGCACGGCGGCGGCGGCGAGGCGGUGCAGGCGCCCGUCGUGUUCGGGUGCGGGCGGGAGCAGCAGAAGGGUGCCUUCCGGGAUGGGGAUGGCGUGAUGGGGCUCGGCAUGGGCAAGGUCUCCGUGCCCACCUUGCUCGCCAGCAGCUUCUCCAUGUGCUUCAGCGACGGCGGGGUCGGCCGGAUCAAUUUCGGCGACGCCGUCGACCCGGGCCAGGCACAAACGCCCUUCAUCCUCACAAACCCGCAUUCAACAUACAAGAUCGCCACCAGGGGCAUGAACGUGGAGAACUUGGACGUGCCGCUGGAGUUCCAGGCGGUUCUGGACUCCGGCACGUCAUUCACAUACCUCGCCGACCCAGUGUACACGGCGUUUGCCUACGAACUGAUGUCCCAGAUUAAUGACACAAGGGCCAACCUUAGCGCCUCUAUCCCAUUCGAGUUUUGCUACGGGUUGAGUCCCAACCAAACAGAAAUCUACAUACCGGAUGUGAGCUUCUGGACCAAGGGAGGAGCCAAGUUUCCUGUCACACGGCCUUUCUUCGUCGUCGCCGAUCGCCAUGGAAAAGGCGCCGUCGGUUACUGCUUGGCGAUUCUCAAGAGCGAAACCGACAUCAACAUCUUCGGCCAGAACUUCAUGACGGGGCUAAAAAUCGUGUUUGAUAGGGAGAGGUUCGUCCUGGGCUGGAGCAAGUUUGAUUGUUAUAGAGAUAUGGAAAUGGAGGAUGUUGGGAGCGCUGCCCCUGCGCCGGCAACUGCACCUAGGCCAGCCACGGCAUAAUGGAAGAACGAUGUAGCCAACGGGUCAAACCCUGCGUCGCUGCCCAUGCCCAAGCCAGCCAACUCUGGUCAUACUACCAGAUUUGUAUUCCAUCCUUACAUAGGUCAAUAAUAAGAUCGAUUUUGCUUAUAGUUAUAGAGUAUGUGUGUUUGGGCACGGCACACAUAUAUUCUGACUGAAUAAGCUGCAGUUAUUGACACCUGUUGCUCAUAAUUUCUGGGAAA
Lolium rigidum is the source of this 1799-nucleotide messenger RNA. Its product is annotated as aspartyl protease family protein 1-like. Bases 163 to 1575 code for a protein of 470 amino acids. The record is from RefSeq and is a predicted model, not a curated record. The transcript has 7 exons. NCBI's taxonomy places the organism in Eukaryota, Viridiplantae, Streptophyta, Magnoliopsida, Poales, Poaceae. Gene Ontology annotation, molecular function: aspartic-type endopeptidase activity. Gene Ontology annotation, biological process: proteolysis.